AUGGAACUAUUCUUAGAGACAAAUACCCAGAACUAUAUCAAAUAUCAUCUCAAAAACUUCAGACAGUGGCAAGCAUGGGGAUUUUUGGAGAAACUAGCUGGGAGUGGAAAUUCUCUUGGAGAAUAUAUCUUUUUUGACAAUGAAUUGGGGGGAGCCUCAGCUUUUAUUGACCAGACUGCAGCAAUAAGUACCAAUGCAGCCUUGAUGGAUUCUUGGGUGUGGGGAGCUGAACCAACGGGGAUCUUUUCUACAAAUUAUGCUUAUAAUUGUAUCAGACCUGAUCAACUAUUCUAUCAGCCAAAUAGUGGCUUCAGACAGCUAUGGGAAAUCAAAAUCCCCCCCACAGCUUUAUCCUUUUCUUGGAGAUUACUCUGGGAUAGGCUUCCUUCUAAGGAAAACCUAAUCAGGAGGCAGAUUGUCCUUCAAAAUGACCUUUGCCCCUUCUGCCAAAGCCAAGUCGAAUCUGCUUCCCACCUAUUUUUCACUUGUCAUAAAGUUAUGCUUUUGUGGUGGGAAUUCAACUCAUGGGUGAAUGAAGAUAGAGUUCUACACAAUAAGCCUAUGGAUAACUUUCUUCAGCACUGCUCAUUGGCUGGCUUGAGGAAUUCCAACAGAAGGAGGAAGAUAUGGUGGAUAGCAACUACAAGAUCCAUAUGGAAUCUCAGAAAUGACAUGAUUUUUAAUAAUCAGCCUUUUGACAUCUCUAAAUUGGUGGACAAAACAAUCUUUCUCACUUGGUCUUGGUUGAGGGGAUGGGAAAAGGAUUUCACUGUUCCUUUUCACCAAUGGUCCUCAAAUAUGUCUUUGUCUUUUAUCUAG
Molecule: messenger RNA, 819 nt
Organism: Glycine soja
Lineage: Eukaryota; Viridiplantae; Streptophyta; Magnoliopsida; Fabales; Fabaceae
Exons: 1
Coding region: 1-819 (272 amino acids)
Source: RefSeq, a predicted model, not a curated record